Messenger RNA from Solanum pennellii, 1099 nucleotides. RefSeq lists its product as uncharacterized. The record is from RefSeq and is a predicted model, not a curated record. Gene Ontology annotation, biological process: DNA repair; DNA replication; DNA recombination. The transcript is spliced from 5 exons. Gene Ontology annotation, cellular component: nucleus. Gene Ontology annotation, molecular function: DNA binding. Lineage: Eukaryota; Viridiplantae; Streptophyta; Magnoliopsida; Solanales; Solanaceae. Bases 64 to 867 code for a protein of 267 amino acids.
AGCAAAAUAUAUGUGAAUCUUGAUAUAGAUUACAUAAGAUCUUUGGCUCCAAAAUUUUCCACCAUGUCCAAUGAAGUUCGAAUUAUAAAAAGCUCUAAUGUUAACAGUCUUCCUCGUGAGGAAGAGAUGUUUUUGAACCGUAUGGACAUUAAGGAGUUGCUGGAGGCUGAGUGGAGCUCUGAACUACAGGAAUACAUUGUUACAGUGAAGAGCAAGAUAAUAGAAAUACAUAACUAUUUUGGUUGGUACUACAUUUCAUGCAAUGUGUGCUCGAAGAAGAUUGAACCAACAAAUAGUAUUUAUCGAUGCCACAAUUGCAACAAAGAUUGCAAAUUUCCUUUGGUCAGGUAUAAGAUACACCUAAAAGUGACAGAUAGGACCGGAGACACUACUUUUAUCUUAUUUAAUGCGGUGGCUGAGAAACUCCUUGAUACAUCAGCUCACAAGUUGUUCAACAAGCUUACUACAGCUAACAAUGAUGUGCCUGUCCAAGUCCAAAGCCUUUGCGGGAAAGAAUUUGUUUUUAAACUGAGAUUAAAUCACUAUAAUUUGAAAGAAGGUCUUGAGAAUUUUACAAUAUCAAAGCUUUGGAUUCCAGAUGAUAAUUUGGAAGUACAAUACAAACUAAGGAAAGAAGAAAAGGGGAAGAACUUAUCCAAAAAUGAAACUGACCCAAAAGAUCAGGGAACCAACGGAUUGACCAAACAGAUGAACAAUCAGGUAUCUGUUGAUGUGUUGUUGACUGACUUGGAAGAUUAUGAGGAUGAAGUACAUGUAACUAAUGGUGCUAAGAGUAGAAAACGAAGAAACCUAAUCAUAGAUGAUGAGGAAUUAAGCGUUCAAGACACAAAUAAGGUCAAGAAGUAAAGGGAUUAUUGUUGGUCAUAAAUGACGAGGAAUAAGUGUUCAUCACACAAAUAAGUUGAAGAUGUAGAGGGAUAAUUGUUGCUUCUGAUUGUUUUCUGUUUUUUGAGCUAAGUUUAGUUGUUUCGUCCUUUUAUAAUUUACACUUUAGUAUAAUAACUAGCCACCUUUGAGCUUAGUUAAGUUAUUUCGUCCUUUUACCAUUUUAAGUUUAGUUUAAUAAGUAGCUCCAUGU